Messenger RNA from Drosophila hydei, 1491 nucleotides. RefSeq names its product dynein heavy chain 8, axonemal-like. Gene Ontology annotation, biological process: microtubule-based movement. Lineage: Eukaryota; Metazoa; Arthropoda; Insecta; Diptera; Drosophilidae. Gene Ontology annotation, molecular function: dynein light intermediate chain binding; minus-end-directed microtubule motor activity; dynein intermediate chain binding. The transcript is spliced from 3 exons. The record is from RefSeq and is a predicted model, not a curated record. Bases 2 to 1471 code for a protein of 489 amino acids. Gene Ontology annotation, cellular component: dynein complex.
AAUGUUUCCUAUAACACUACUGCAGAUGUCACUAAAAUAUACAAAUGAGCCACCAGCAGGAAUUCGAGCUGGACUUAAACGAACUUAUACCAAUUUAUCCCAAGAUUUCUUGGACUAUUCACAGUCCCCAUUUUAUUUGUCUCUUGUCUAUUCAAUAUCUUUUCUGCAUACCGUAGUACAGGAGCGGCGAAAAUUUGGACCCCUCGGAUGGAAUAUCCCUUAUGAGUUUAACUCCUCUGAUUGGUUGGCCAGUUGUUUAUUUGUGCAAAACCAUUUAGAUGAUCUUGAGCCUGGAAAGGGUAUUAGCUGGGUAACCGUACGUUACAUGCUCGGUGAAGUGCAAUAUGGUGGGCGUGUCACCGAUGAUUACGAUAAGCGACUCCUUAAUACGUUUACACGAGUUUGGUUUCAUGAUGGCCUUUUCGAAGAGAGCUUUCAGUUUUUUAAAGGAUACAUCGUAUACAGUUUCAAAGAACGCGAAGCAUAUUUAUCAGCUAUUGAUAAUAUGUUCAAUGUCGAUCCUCCACAAGUGUAUGGUUUUAAUUCGAAUGCCGAAAUAACUUAUCAAACAAAUACAAUGAGAAAUAUAUUAGAUGAAAUAAUGUCCAUUCAACCCAAAGAAUCCUCAAGCGGAACAUCUGAAACUCGAGAAGAUCGAGUUGCUCGUCAAGUGCGAGAAAUGUUGAGCAAAACUCCCCCAGCGUUCGAUUUAUUUGAAGUUAAGCAGAUCCUCAUAGCGGCUGGGGCCACAAGUUCCAUGAAUAUAUUUCUUCGACAGGAAAUAGAUAGAAUGCAAAGAAUAAUUAUCCUUGUUCGAUCCACAUUUAAAGAUCUGUUGCUAGCAGUGGAAGGAACUAUUAUUAUGAGCGAAAACUUAAGAGAUGCCCUGGAUAAUAUUUUUAAUGCACGCGUACCAACUGUAUUUAAACGGGGCAGUUGGGUCUCUUCUAGUUUGGGCUUCUGGUUUACUGAGCUUAUCGACAGACAUACUCAAUUUUACAAUUGGUGUUUUGGAUCGCGACCAGUUGUUUUUUGGAUGUCGGGAUUUUUUAAUCCUCAAGGAUUUCUUACUGCAAUGCGUCAAGAAGUUGCACGCGCGCAUCAAGGAUGGGCUUUAGACCAAGUGACAAUGCAUAAUGAUGCACUCAAAGUAGGUCCAGAAGAGUGCAAAAAGCCCCCUAAAGAGGGAGUUUUUAUUCAUGGGUUAUAUGUAGAUGGAGCUGGAUGGGACAGGCGAACAUCGCGCCUAGUGGAGUCAACUAACAAAGUCUUAUUUACCCUUAUGCCAGUUGUUCAUGUUUAUGCUAUAUACUCAACAGCUGCAAAAAAUCCAAAACUAUACACAUGUCCAGUCUAUAAAAAAAUUAAUCGCACUGAUCUGAAUUAUAUUUGUGCAUUAUGGCUUCAAUCUAAUAAGCCUCCAGACCAUUGGGUGCUUCGUGGUGUUGCUUUAUUAUGUGAUGUUAAAUAAAUCCAUUUCGUUUAUUAUUG